This is a messenger RNA of Porites lobata, 18689 nucleotides long. Lineage: Eukaryota; Metazoa; Cnidaria; Anthozoa; Scleractinia; Poritidae. The record is from the annotation of a GenBank genome assembly.
AGUCAAAUUGCACAACUGUGUCGGGUUUCACUGGGCCGUCUGUAUUUGGGAUAACGGAGGAGUUCGGGGCGAAGGAUAGUCACUAGUCUGGCAGAUUUUGGUCGUGAUAAUUAAAAUAUCCUUACUGUAAAGCAUGGAUUAUGAAAACGAGGGAUGUCUCCACGAAAUUUUCGAUCGUCAAAUGAAGAGGACUAAUCCGACUGCCACCGCCGUUGUAUCGGAUGAUGGUCGCUCCAUUUCUUUUUCCGAGCUCGACUAUCUCACCGAUAUUUUGGCCACAAAUCUAAGACAUAAAGGAGUGGAAAGGAACAGUGCUGUGGGCAUGUAUCUGGAAAAAUCGCUGGAAUAUCCUAUUGCUUACACAGCCAUCCUUAGAGCCGGUGGUGCUUACAUGCCGUUGGAACUUUCAUACCCUGAAAACUUGCUAUAUUCGAUUUUAGAAGAUGCAAAACCUGCAGCGGUCAUAACAACUGAAAAUCUGAAGGAAAAAAUCCCAAGCUCAGUUACUGUGAUUGUUUUGAACGAAGGCUGGGCAGACAGACUCGCAAAGGAGAAUGAAGCUGGACCAGCUUUAGAGAAAGUAAAGAGUACAUUAGAUGAUUUAGCUUACAUUGUUUAUUCAUCGGGGACAACUGGUAAACCAAAAGGUAAAAUGUCACGGUUCUUUUUUUAGAAAACUUUGACUCUUCCAAGAGACAAACAUAUUUACUUGAGUUAAUUUACUGACAGUAAUAUAUCUAACAGCAAGUAGUUUCUUUGCCUAUAAUGAAUUAUUAAUUUUCGUUUUAAAAAAAUGCUGGAUCAAAAGAUAAGAACAAAUGUCUGUGACGGAAAUAUAAAAGUUUCUUCCGUGCUUUCAAUCAAGCUUUUCUAGUUUUGGGUUCAAAUUUCUCUUUGGACUCUGCACUCAUCACUGCUGAUUUUUGACGGUGGUCAGCUGAAGGUCAGUGAAGGUUUGUUGCAUAUCGCCAGCUGUUUGAUGUUGUGAUGAAAGUUUAAUGACCGGAUUACCUUAAAUGCAACUUUAAUAAAGUGAGCAAAAUGAAAUUAUUUUAAUACGAAAGUGUUUCUUUCUUAUUAAAUUGUUUUCAUUGAUGCAUUUGCCGCGCUUUUUUGGUAAAAUUAAAGUGACCUUAGAAACAAAGGUGAAUCCCGCGUUUAUCAAACAAAAACAAAUGGAGGAUUUUGAUUUUAAAAGUGCUUGUUUUUUUUUUCUUAUUUUCUUGGUCAGUACAUUGAAUAGCGGAAAUUGAAAAAGCAGGUCCAAGACAAUGUUCAAUGAAAAUUUUCCAGCUAUAAAAUUCAAUGCCCUCUGCCCUGAAUAACCUUGUGGGACAAAAUUUUGGAAAAUAAUCUUUGCUUUAUUUAUUUCGCAUGGCUGCUAAUAGUACAUAUGAUAUAAUACACUGCUUUUGUUACCAAUAGUUAUGGUGAGUCCUGGGACUCUCUGGGGCGACUAAGAAUUCAAGGAAACUGGCCCGGCUGGCCACCAAGCACUGGAGUUAAGUUUCAGCCAUGUAAACGAAUUUGCAUGUCUUUGCGUCCCUGACUCUGGUAUUGCUACUGAACCUGGUUUGGAUCUAAGUUAUAGCCGUGGCUGUUAUUUGGCUUAGUGAGAAAAACUUGAUUUGGGUGGUUGAUAUCAUUCACAAUUCUUGGUUUAUGUGGCUUGUUUCAUUUUUGUAAUACAUGUACAUACAAGCAACACUUGGCUGAGGACAAUGUCCACUUAAAGUUUCUCUCUUAUGUAUUGUAAACUUACUUUAAGUUCAAAUUUUCAGGAAUAUGUUGUCCACACCGCGGUGCGGUUUUCUCAUAUACCUGGCGACAUCAAAAUUAUCCAUUCCAACCUGAUGAUCGUGUUGCUUGUAACAUUUUCUUUACAUGGGAGCUAUUCCGACCUCUUCUUAAAGGGAUCCCCUUGUAUGCGAUUCCUGACUCAGUCAUUUAUGAUCCACCACUUCUGCUGAAAUUUAUGAAGAAGCAUGGGAUAACACGUGUCCUGUUCACUCCAUCUCUUCUUGGUAAGUGAAAUAUUUGCUAUUGUCCUUGUUAUUUUUUACUUACUGCCUUUGUCGGGGCAGUCACUAAGGGCUGUGGGUUUCCCCUGUCUACUAGGAAUAUGAUCACCCUUGGCUUCUUUCAUGGGAAGCAAAAGGAAGAUAAAACCAAAAGAACUUUCUAUUUGGUUAAUUCCCUGUCUACUAAUUACCUGUUCCUGGAAACUUGAAAUCUCCACGACAGCCAUGAUUAAUCCUCUGAAAAGUACUGUAAACUGAUCAUGAAUUCUCAUUGAAGAGCAGAUUACAGCUGCGUAAAAGUGAUGGCUAUGUGGAGAAAAGCUAUGCCUAUUAAUAAACAAUCAAACAGGAAUGUAUUUCCCUCAGAAGUAGCUGCUUACUAGGGUGUCCAGGGUUGAAAUGCUUAAGAACCAGAAAUUAUAAAAAAGCAAACCCUCAGAUUGAGACCCUGGGGUAGCUAGUUAACCAAAGACUUGUCAUACACACUUGCAAGACCAGUUCCUUAUCCAUCUUGACCCAACAACGAUUUUCGUCAAAGGAUCAACUCCAGGGCUGUGUUCUAAUUUGGCAUCUUUUUGACCGACUAGAAAAUCUCAGAUUUUUCAACAAAUAAUUUGGUUCCAAGCACUGGGCUCAAAGAGCACAGCCUUGAACUGCUCUCUUUAAUCAUAGUUUCUGCAGUCUUAUUUUUUAUUUAAUUUUCAAUAUAUUUUUCUAGAGACAAUUUUGACUUGUGAAGACAGUGACAUUGCUGGUCACCUUUCGUCUAUGAGAGUCAUCUGGCUCUGUGGAGAAGUUGUGACCACAGCCCUGAGAGACAGGUGUAUGAGGACUCUGCCUUGGAUCAAGCUGCUGAAUCUCUACAGCAUUUCAGAAUGUCAUGAUGUAGCUGUUGCUGACCUUACAAAUUUGCCCUUCCAAGAUGAAGUAAAUAAACUUAUUGUAUUGUAACUUUAUUAAGUUUUUAUCAAACUAUCCGAAAAAGGUGUAUGUUUGAAUAUUUUUUUAUUGGUUUUUCUACAUUAUACAGUUUGUGCUUGUAUAUGCUUUGUUUUUUUAUAAUCAUGUUUUCUCUUUUCCUCUUUCUGAAGCUGUCUGAAAAAGAUGAUAUGAAGCGUAAAUUCUGCCCAGUUGGAAAGUUGUUGCCAGGGGUCUAUGUUGCUAUCAUGGAUGAUGAUCUGAAACCAUUACCAGUGGCCCUCCCAGGAGAGGUGAAUUCAGCGUGCAAAAAAGCAGUGUCUUAUAUAGCCCAGGGCUAGUGGAUUUUGCAGAUUAUUGGACAACUGAAUUCUGUUCUUAACUUGACCUACCGGAAUUAAAACUACAGAAGAACUGUAAUCAAUGCUCAUCAAAAAAUUUUGGUGUGCAACAUAAUUAUGCAGACUGCAGACUGGCAGGUAAACAAGGUAAACAUUGUUGUGAAUUGCUCUAACAGAUUCCCUGUCCUUAAACUUUAAGUCCUCUAAGGUUUGUUUAAGAGAUAGGGAUUCUGUUAAAGCAUUUCACAACAAUGUUUACCUUAUUAUUUUAUGUCAGCAGUCUGCAUUUUUUCGCACACUGAAAAAUUUUUUUGUGCUAGUUGAAAUGACUUUUGGGCAAGUAGUUGCUAGCUGCAGUUUGCCCAAAUGGCAAUUAAGCUGUAAAACUGACUUUCUUUGUACUCUGUAAAUCUGCUACAUUGUACGGAAGCCUAGAAUCCUUUAAAACUACAGUCAAAUGAUAAAAAUAUAUGAAAAAAACAUAAAUUACAUUUCUUUUUAGUUAGUUUUGUGUGUGCAGAAUAACUGAACCUUUUUUAGAUGACAUCACUGAAAAAAAUAGAAAGGGGCAUGCAUGGGUUGACAACAAAUUGCUCCUUAAUGUUUACUACUUUCUGAUUGAUGUCAGCAUUAUGUAUUUACAAUUCCUUCUGCUUUAGAUUUUUGUUGGAGGACCUACAUUAGCUCAUGGUUACCUCAACAGACCAGAAUUGAAUGCUUACAGAUUUAUUGAGCGUCCAGAGGAAGUCCCUCAGUCAGCUGGUCCUAAACUGUAUCGUACAGGUGACUGGGGUUACUUACUUUCAUCUGGCUUGUUGGAGAUUUGUGGUCGCUGUGACUCAAUGGUGAAGAUUAGAGGAUACAGUAUUGAAACACAGGUAGGUAUUGGUAGCCUGAUGUAAAGACGCACUCAUAGCAUACACUGUUUACAGGUAGCCAUUGCAACUCCUGAAGGAGGAUCAUAAGGUUAUCCCUAUAUUAGGUCUCUCGUUAUAGGUAUUACCCACCCAGCCCAGGAGAGGUUGGCCACACUACCGGGGUCUAUGUCCCCUACUCUUUCCAGUGGUGUGGGUUCUUUUAUGUCCAACAAGAACCAGAUAUAUAAUAAUUGAAAAUGCUGUGAGAUGGGACCUUCAGUUUUUCGUCCUUAUCUGAGAAGACUAGAAAGUCUAACCAUUUGCAGACGUCUUUAAAAAAGCAGCACUUUCUUCUCAGUUAUUUAAAAGACCCUGAGUGUUGGUCCAGCAAGGGGUUUGAACCAAAGUCCUCCUACUCAGCAGGCAUGGUGUUCUCCCAGAGCGCAGCUAACCAGGCUCAACUAUAGUCCCAGCUUGUCUUCAGGUCUAUGUAUAUGCCAGGGUCUAAAGUUUCUACUUGUCUCUCAGCAUCAUUUGUAUAGGGAUUUUGUUUAUCAAAUUCUACAUAGUCAUAUUUCAGGUUUUCUGUAGAAUAUGAGACUUAUUUUAUGUGCGGUUCACUGCUGCAUUUUAAAUCUUUAGUAUGUUUUUACCUCCAACAGGCUGUUGAAGCAGCACUUAUUCAGCUGCCUAUGGUUCAAGCCUGCUGUGUGGUUGCUCUUGGAGAAGAGGGGGAAGAUAAGUACCUGGUGGCCUAUGUUGUUCCACAUCAUGGAAACAAGGUAAUUACGUCUCUUUGGUUAGGUUAAGGUGAUCUUUGAGAAAGACUUGAGGAGUGGGGGUGGACAUUCUCUUGACUAUUUACUGCAGAAUUCCUGAGAUUAUUAAGCAGUGACAAUGAAUUUACAAUGUAUGUGAUUGAUGUUUGAUUUCGAUGUGUUCUUCAUAUCUUGAGAUGCUAACCAUUACCAUUUGGUUCAACUCGUAAUUCUGAUAGACAAAUAUUAUUAUGCCUCAUUUGUCUUUGUUUGUUUUUGUUCCAUUUUUGUCAGGCUUGCAAGAAGGAUAUCAGAGCAAUAUUAAAGAAAAGGCUUCCUUUUUAUAUGAUACCAUCUCAUUUUGUUCUUCUUGCAAGGUUUGUUAUUGAGCAAAUAAUGGAUUGUGUGUGUACGAUUGACUGUUUACUUAAUGCUUAAAUGGUGCAAACAAAAAAUUUCAUGUUUUCUUUAUGUUUUUUUCUUGGUAGUAUCCCUGUGACACCAGCCGGAAAGUUAGACAAAAAGAAGCUUCCUCCUAUUGGUUCAGAGGGAACAGAUGAGGAAGGUUUGCCAAGUACUCCCACAGAAUGUAGUCUUGUAAAGCUGUGGAGUGAAGUGCUAAAUGUAUCCAGUAUAGAUGUUCACGAAGGAUUCUUUGAUCUUGGAGGGUAAGACAAAUGAAAUUGUGUACCUCAUUGUGUAAUGGACGCAGUGAUUACUAUUGUGUUGAAACUGUCUGCAGACAUCAGUUUUGUAAGAGCUUUAUGGAAUUUAUCCAUUGUUAGGUGACCUCUGUGUGUUAUUUGAUUGUACCAAGAUUCAGUGACAGUUCCUACUUUUGAGACAUGCAAUAUUAUUGCUGUGUAAGGCUGCAUUUUGCUUGUGUUCCAGAUGUCCAUAUUACUUUUAAUAACAGUUGGACCUGCCUUGAGGAUAUGUGGCAUUUAAAGAUGAGGGCAAACUGCUUAAAAAUUAAUUUGAAAAGAGUGAAACUCAGAAGGUGUGGCUGCAGAAUUUUGCUUUUGUAGGGUCAAGAAAUUUUUCCUGCGGUACUUGCUUCCUCAAAGGACUUAUUUGUUAGGUCACAUGCUAUAUUUUUUUAAACAACUGUUAGUGAAAGUUUGAAACUCUUUUUUUCAUAAUUUUUUUUUUUACAGACACUCUCUUUUGGCAACGCAUCUUCUUCAAAAAGUAAACAAGGCAUUUGGUACAAGUCUGACAGUACAGGAUCUGUUUGCCUACCCAACAGUAGCACAGAUGGCGAAAAGGAUUGAUGAACUGAUUCAAGAUGGCACACUGCAGAGCAAGAAGUUAGUGAAGUAAACUUUUCAGUCCUGCAUAAUUUUUAGGACAUAGUGGCUUAUAUUCUCAGACCCCUUACAACUUAUGUCAGUAUGAAAUUUAUUGUGAAAUAUUGAAUUCAUAUUCAUGGGCCAGUCUGUUUCUCUGGCUGUAGUAGUGUUCAGUUCUCUAAACAAUAUUCAGAAUGCAUGCUUUUAGAGUCUACAGGAAAGGUCGGUACUUCCAGUCAAUGUAGUUCCUGCAGUUGUGAUAGAUUGCCUGACAAAAAUAUUUAAUAUGAAACUGAAAAGUUAUCCUGUCUGACAUUGUUGGUUAUUCUUGCUUUCAGGAAUCUCUCAGAAGGCAAGGUUGAUUUGCUUAAAGAGGUCGAUUAUCAUUAUGCCACUGAUCAGGAAUUCGUUAAGUGUGUAAACUCAACAUCUCUUCUUAUUACACUUGAUGUCUAACAUUAGACUCCACAGAAAACCAGUGUUUCAACCUUAGCACAAUCAUGUUUCCUACAUGUGGUAAUGUAACUUCUGUGCCUGUAUCUUUCAGCCAGUAAAGCAACAUACGACCUAGUAAAGCAAUGAGUUAUAUUUCACAGUAUAGAAGUUGUUGUUUUCAAUAUAAGUCACCUCAAUUAAUAAUGAAUUUUAAAAUCCUUUCCGUUCCAGGAGUUCCCCUUAAUCAAACAUAACGAUAAUGUCCAAGUUUUUAGUUGUAUUAAGGUAUUGGAAACAAAAAGUACUAUUUGAUUCACAUACUUUUUUAAGAGGUCCAAAGACUUAAAAGCUGGAAGUAGAUUCCAUGAGAAAAAAAUAAACAAGGCAACUAUUUAAACUUAAGUGUAUCUAAAAAGAUUGCUAUUUUUUAUUCUUCUUUUGUGAUAGCAUGGACAUCAUGUUAAGAGCAUUUUGGCGCUCUGGAAACUUCAAGAACUCUCGACGGUGGAUAAGAGGGCGUGUACUGUUAACUGGUGCAACUGGCUUCUUAGGAAUGUUUUUGUUGAGAGAUUUGAUAAGGUUUACCAAGGUGAAUUUAACAUAACUUCUUGUAUCAAAACAGGAGUUUUUUGCAUUCCAAAGGUUAAUGGUUAACUUUUUUGUGAUUGAAGGUGCACAUUUUCUGUAUUGUACGUGAACAACCUGGUUUAGAUGUAAAGGAAAGGUUAAAGCAAGUUUUGCAAAAAUUCAAGAUACUUCCUUCAAGAAGUGACCGUCAGCAAAUGACUGAAGAGGAGCGAUAUGUUGAUUAUGGCUUUGAACAUCGAGUGACUGUUUUGAAAGGUAUUUUUUGUUGUUGUUUUAGAGUUUGAGGGACAAGUUUCUAAAGAAAUCUGAGAAAUUGUGCUACUGAACAUUUCUGUGAUGAAGAAAAAUAUGAAAAUUUGAUUUCCUCAGCUGAGCUGGUGAUACAGAUAAUUGCCUACAGUAAAAAUAAAAAAGAUUCAAAUUUAAGGGGUGUUUGUGAAAAGGCCCUGUGUGACUUGACAGUGAUCUUAAGAGAAAUUCUUUAACCUUAGAAAUCAAUAAUAAUAAUAAUAGCGGUAAUACCCAUAAUUUACCCGUGGCAGUAUUUGUAGCACUGCCGUGGUGCUGAGCAAAUCAACAUUUUUUAAGUAUAUCACACCUUGACAACUGAUUUCACUUAACUUCAACGUCUUUGCUUUAGGUGAUGUCUCAUUAAUGAAGCUUGGAGUGAGUGAGGAAGAGUAUGUGCACCUGUCAUCAGAGGUUAGUAACACCUUCAUUUCUCAGUGAAUUUAGCAUUUUCAAUGCCUUAAGUAUGUGGCAGAUUCUAUUUUAGUCAGAAUCACCGGCCAUCAUAACCUCAUUGCGUCUGCUGCGCAGCAAGUCCAUCCGGUGGCCAGAAUGUAUUGCUUAUCUAAGGCAUUCUUUGUUAUUUCUGGCUCCAUAACACUCACCUUGUGUAUCACCUCAUUACAGAUUGACUUCAUCAUCCAUGCUGCUGCUGCUGUUAACAUGGUCUAUCCAUACCAGGUCAGUUUAUUUAGCUUGUCAGCCUGGGCCAGGGGAGGUUGUUGCAGUCUAGUUAGAUUAUUGUAAUUUUGCGACUGUCUGUCUACUUUGAAGAACACAACUCAGUAUGUAAUAAGUAUGCAUUUUUCACCUAUGGUACAACCAAUAAUUUUUUUUCCAAAAUGCAUUUUACAAUGAUGUGUGCUUACAGUGAAAGGGUUAGGUCUUCUCCUUGAUUGUAUUAUUUUGUUGUCUGUAUCAUGACUGACUCCACAUUUCUUCCGCAGGCUUUACGAGGAGCAAAUGUUCAUGGAACACAGAACAUUUUGCUCUUUGCAUGUACGAGCAAAAUCAAACCUUUGCAUUACAUCAGGUACAAAAACAUUCUUCUUGAAUGUUUUCUAAAGUCAUUUCUGAGCGAUUGAACCAUGUUAGCAAUUAAGGCGUUUUUUUCUUUCUGUGUAAUUAUUUUGGCAAAGGUGAAUACUUAGUAUCAAGUUGUCAAGUCUAGUGCUUGAAAGUUUAAUAUCACCAGCUCUAGUUUUACUGCAGCCUUCCUAAAGAUUUCUUCAGUUAAGUAAAUGGCUGUUUCAUAGAGUGAUGCAAAAAACAGCAUUUUCAAAAACAGUGUAACAGAAAAGUAGCUUUCAUUUGAAUGUUUGUAAAUGGUUGUGAUGCACACAAAACCCUGUAGAUUUAACUUGAUAAUUUUUGUUCCACUUCCUCCAAUUCAGCACGGAUGCUGUUUUUCCUCAUGGAUUAUCAAACUGUUCAGAAGACGCAGACAUGAAAGAAUAUGCCUGCAAACUUGAUGAUGGGUAUGUUUGACUUGUCCAACGUAUCUAGAUAUUAAAGUAUUCCCAUCAAUUCGAGAUAUCAUGGAAGGAUACCAGAUUCUACGAAUGUCCUUGCCUUUUAUAUGUUAUGUUGCCUAAUGGCAAGUGUCAUUUCAAAGCAUUGCAUUUCCUGUCCGUUGUGUUUUCUAAAGCAGAGAAAGAACACACUAGUAUUGUAAGAUUUUGUGUACACUGGUCAUGUUAGAUUUGUAUCCUACGUUAACACUGUACAAAAUAUCACCCACGUCACUACUUACGACAGCAGUCUCUGGUUAAGGUGAUACAGGUUGCCUUUCAAAACCUCUGAUGUAUUGUCCAACAUAGAGGUAUGGCAAAGAUAUCCUACGUUUGAGAUUUACAAGCAGCAUCGUCUAAUUUAGUCAUCCUUUGAAAAAGAUGUGUCUUAGCCUGUCGGAAUUUUGUGGGCACGCCCUUGUUCUAGCGGUCACCAAACCCCCUCGGUUUACUUAUAUUUCAUGCGCGCGAUCGACGAUCUCUAAAGACAAAGUAGAGGGUCUGUGAACAGUCUACAGGUGCCUGCCUUAUCAGUGCUGAAAUUUUCUUAAAUUCCCUUUACAUGUCUCAUACCACAGUCAUAUCAUUGCUGGAUGUCUUCUUACAGGUAUUCGCAGUCCAAGUGGGUUGCAGAACAGUUGGUGUUGAGGGCCAAAACCAAGGGGCUUCCUGUUUCUAUUUACAGAUUAGGUAUGGAACAACAAGCAAUGUUAUUGUCAUGAUUUUGACAAGACUUCACUAAGAUCAACCGUAGGAAGUGAAAAACGAGUGGAAUAGAAUUUUUUAGGACAUUCCAAUAAUUCGUGAAAGUUAGGUCCUGUAAAGAUAAACUCCCGCAAAAUAUGAAGAAAGAAAAACACGAAAAUUCAUUCCUCUGUUUUUUUUUUCUUUCUCUGGAAAAAAUUUGACUGACUGGAAGCUACUUUCACGACUAUAUUUUCACUACUGAAACGUAACGAAGGGCCUUUGCCAUCUUUGUGGUAAAUUUCAAGGGACCUUUUUAAAAUAAGGAAAAUUUGAACAAAAAAAACACGAAAAUUCAUUCGCCAUCCGUGUCGCCGCUUUUUUUCUUUUAAUUCCUUCGAAAAAAAUUUCCAAACUUUUAAAGAACGAAGAAUUUCACCCAAAAUGUUUUCUUGUUCAAUCGAAACGAAAGUUGUAUCGAAAUUUCACCGAGUUUCCCUGGCAGCAACUAGAACAUCAAGUUGCAAUUCACACGUUUGAGAGUGAACAACCAUCGUCUAGCCCAACAGAUCUGGCAUUUUAAGUAAUUUGUUUUGAUCUGAUCAAUGACCCGGGACAUUAUAAGAAAAAUUAACAUAGAAAACAUUCAUUAUUUUUUUCUAUUCCAAAAGAACUAUCGGACUCAAUAUCUGCGAAAAACCGUAAAAAAAUAAGAGCUAAACCGCGAAAUUACCUCUCCCCACUUCCGGAAACAGUAAGUUUACAUUGCUUUACUUUCUUUUGGUUUACGUUAUUGCAAUCCUUCAUCUUUGAAAUCCUUUGAAGUCGGAAGUCGGAAAUGAGAAGUCGGAAGUCGGAAGCCGGAAGAUCCUCCUCGGCUUUCGUACAGAGCAGCCUCCUCCCCAGGCGCUUCGUAUUUGGCAAGGUAGAGGCAAGCGAAUGGUGAUGAACCGCAAGGGACCAUGGGGAGGGUACAGCAGCUCCUUCCCGCCUUCCUUUGCGCGCACAUUUUCUGAGAGAGAGAGAGAGAGAGACGUCUGAGUACGAGGCAGGAGCCGGAGCAGUUCCUCUUUGACCCUUCUGUAUCUUGUAUCUUAGGUAACUUGGCUGGUGAUCGUGAACGUGUGCGGUGGAACCCAAUAGAUUUUAUUCUUCUGAUGAUCAAAGGCAUCACUGCGACGCUUUCUGCACCCGAUGUGGACUGGAUGGUGGAAAUGACUCCAGUAGAUUUUGUCAGUGAAAUGAUCGUCAAGAUGACACAGGUUGGACUAGGCGUACAUUACAUGAACUAUUAAAAUUAACCGUCUCUAAAACGGACAUUGCUGAGCCCGACACCGUAUGAUAGAGGUGUUGGUCUUAUAGACGAAAAUAGUGGACUGAAGAAUGUCAAUUUCUGUAUUUAACUUAGCGAAAAUCAAUAGGCCAUUUCAGAGUUCUCCCGGGCCUCUGUUUCAAAACGAGGGUAGGUGCUCAGCCUUUGAUAUGGAAGUCAUUUUUCAUUCUCGUGCAAGUAAAACUCGUUUUCACAAGAAAGGUUGUGCACCUAGCCUCAUUUUGAAAGUAAGGGUUUUUGGAACUCGGAAGUGACCUAUUACCAGCACCUGAAAGACCCCUUCUUGUGUGGUAAUCUUGCAAAGUUUAGUUUAGUUACGUGCUUUGAAGAAAACGGAAGUGCACUGAAAAUGGCGUUUUCACACUAAAAACGUCUUCUGACCAUAAGCAUUGUAGUGACGUAAACGUUAUUAGCAUUGCAACUAAUUCAGUUUUUGUAUCACGCAAUUUAGGAGAUGUCAAUGUCUAUGGGAAAAGUAUUUCACAUCAUCAAUCCACAACCUCUGAACGCAAAGUACGUGUUGUCGUUUUCUUUUUCUCUUCUUUUUCCCUAACGGUACGCUAAUAGACUCAGGAUUGCAGAUAGUUUACUUAAGUAAGGACAAUAAUUUAUUUUCAAGGCCAAUGAAUAUAUUACAGUCUGUGUAAAAAGAGUAUCACUUUUUCCAGGUGGUUAUUUCAGUGGAUGAGUGUUCAUGGUUAUCCUUUGGAUAUUAUUCCUUUUAAAGAUUGGUGUAGUAGGUAAGGUUAAUUCUUGAAAUUCUGUGAAUGCUCUUCCUUCCUUUUUAAAUUUCCUUGUUUUCCACUUAUAGUAAAUCUAGAUUCACACGGUCUAGUGAUGUUUUGAGCACGAGCAACCCGUCAUGUUUUAAAUCUUUUUAUCAUCUCACUCGGUUAAUAAAACCAAUUCGUAAAUGUUACUCUAACUGUAAUACUUUGUAACUUCUGUAAAUAGGAUUGAAAUCUUGUGCAAGAAUAAUCCACAAUGUGGACUCAUUCCACUACUUCGACUGCUGGAGAUCUGGAUGGGGUGAGUUUUGAGAUAAAUCAUCUCUUCGAGUCAUCUUAAAAGAUUCCGGCGGCAAGCCAAUGACUUGGUUCUUUGAGCGGAACACAGCUCUUUGAUUAGGAUCAUUUUUGACCAAUGCAAGUGAACAAAAAUGCCUGUUGUUUCAGAUGCUGGACUUAAUAAUAAUUAAUAAUAAUUAAUCUAAGUUCAAGUUGGAGGCCAGAAAAUCGCAAAAUGACCAUUCACAGGAGUGGCACAGAACAGAACGGCUCCUAAUCAAUGUGAGUAAAUCAAAGCCGUUGAGUUUAAUUUUCCGGUUGAUCUUGGCAGGAAAAACGGCUGAGCCAUUCGUAAAUGAAAUAGGACUCGGUCACAUUGCCGAUCCUCCCAUCCCGUCUCGAACAGUAUAAAUAUGAGGCGUCGGUUUUCUUUUAUUUUAAACUGUUUAAGUUGAAGCCGUAACUGCAAAGGUCUGUAGGCAUUACGUGCCUAUUUUAAACUGACGCCUAUUAUUGUCCUUUUUCUACAGGGAUUCUUCGUUUCUUUCAAACUUGAGCACCUAUACCAUGAAGAAUUUUGAUGCAGCUAUGGAGCAUUUUAAAGUUACUUAUCCGCUCGUCAAUUCAGAGCUUCUUACACACUACUUUUCUGCUCUGGUAUCGCAGGGUGUUCUACCGAACCCAAAGAAAAAGAUACGAGGUUUGUUUCCUUUAUUCUUGGACUUCCAAUAACUUAUGUGCUCUCCCUGCUAAUCAUACCAUUAGGUGUAAAGUGUAAGAGUUUUCUGACGUAUCUUAAGGUAAUAAAAUUUUCAAGAACUACGGUGAUCCAUAAUAGACCUUGCAAUAGAGCUUUCGUUUACUGUUAUCUCAUCAGCAUAUGGGCUUCAUUCCCUCACUAUUACACAAGAAAUGGCACUUACUUUCUAUGAAAAUUUUAGUUUUAUGUACUCGCAUUCACUCCGUAAUGGGAUGUUAAAAUCAAAAUUUUACUUAAAAAAUUUUCUUUUGCCGUCCAGGAAUUUUGAGGGUCACUGUUCAAAAAAUGCCUUACAUCACCCGCAAAUUGGCCAUAAUCACACAUUCGUAUUAAUAGUGUUUGUUGCCAAGCAACAAGUCCGAGAGUACACAUCGUGAUGUGUAUAUAGGGCACUUUGCGAAUUACCAGUUCCCCUUUUGAUACCAGUGAGGUGGUUUCAAAGUGAACACUACUAAAAGAUGUCUUCGUCCAACGGUAGCGUAAUUAAGAUCUCUAAUUUACUAAAUGUUUGUGAAGCUAUAACAGUCUUCUCGAUGGAAAUUCCUAGACUCAGUGUAUUAUUUAGCUCUGUGGCAUUUUAUGUUUCGUACUGCUCCGCUGUGUUUAUAAAAUGAGAAUGUAUUUGUGUCUAUUUUGAUAGUGCGUUUUCCAUUCUCGCUAAUUUGGUAGAGAGAACUGCCUAGUGAUAACAGCCUUCUGUGACAGUCUUCAGUGACAAGUUGGCUUCUCCAACUGCAGGGCCUUGAUUAGCUUGCGAGUGAACCAUCUAUUUGAAACUCGCAAAAUUCAAAGUUAACGCGCGACUGAACUCGCCGUUUAUGCGACGGUAACCCUUCACCUCAUGCAAUAACAAAACAAACAACAACAAUGUAUUUAUUAACAGAACUUUACAAUACUUUAUGCCCGCAAAUAGGUACUACGCUAAUCUAGGCAGGAGAAAACUUUAAAUAAAGGCGAUAUUAAACUACAUAAGAAAAAAGGAAAAGAAAAGAAAUACAAUAGUAUACAGAAAGAAACAAACACCUUACAUGUAAAUUCAAGUACAGGGAUUUUGUUAUUUCAAAAUAGAGUAAAAUUACAACUGGAGGUUUAUACAACUAAUAAAAUGUUCUAUUAAAUAAUUAACAUUCAAAUAAUUAUCUUCAUUAUAUAGAACGUUAAGGAGUAGUGGUUAUAUUUUUUUUCGAAAAUUAGAUAUGUUGAUAAUUUAAACAGAAAGUGGAAUAGAAUUCCAAAUAGACACACCAAUUAUGGAGAAUUUGACAGAGAAGCAUUCCUUUACAGACAAUCGCAUAUUAUAAUGAUGUUUUGUACUAGUUUUCGCAAACUUCGUAGCAUUUACUGUGGUUUCGAAGUUAAUGGUUAUAAAUAUUUUUCUUUGAUAAUCUCUCUAGGUCCCAGGUCCCUAGAAGGAAAGGUUGCCAUAGUAACUGGAGCGUCCAGUGGUAUUGGUGAGAGUGUGGCUAGAACCCUUGCAGAGCAUGGUGCUAAAGUUGUUUUAGCUGCUCGGAGAAAAGAAAGGUACCUGAUCAAACAACUUGGACAGAACGCGCCGAUGCCUGGUGAACGAGCGUUAGGUUGAACAUAGGCGCGCACUGUACAAAGAAAAGACCUCACGCAGCCUAGUAGUUUCUUGGAUUUCUCUCCUGCGGCUUGAAAAGUUUGGCAAGGAAUCCGUUUCAGACGUCCAGCAUACGAUAGGAUGUGGGUUAGUAGGGUGGAGAACGCCUGGGGACUAGACUGGAGCUCGAGGUCACUGAUUGGAUAAAACUCAGUCUUGCGCCACUUUCUCCACGCACCAAUCGUUCAAAGGGUGGAUAACGCUAGCCACUCAUGCUGACUGGAUAAAUCACUAUCCAGCCUAUAUAAACCCAAUUGUUUCUCCUAGUACUUAUCCGUUGGAUAGUGCUAUCCAAUGUUUGAACAACUGGGGGUUGAAAUAAAGGAUAAACGAGUGAUUUUCUGUAGAAAUUGGUGCCUGUAACAAGUGUUGCCCCUCUGACGAGUGUUCUCCCUGUGACGAAUGUUGACUCUGUGAGAUGUGUUGUCCCGUGCUUUCGCCUUGGUGGGGAACUGAAACAAAAAUUCUGGUACUCAGCUGUAUUGAUAAUGGAAGGAAAUUGUCCACCGUAAAAAAGAUUCAGGUUGUUAGGGUUACGUUUUGUUCUGUUUUUCAGGCUGGAUCGACUAAAAGAUGAAAUUGCAGAGUUGGGUGAUGUGGCGGUUUCUAUGGAAACAAAUGUGGCUAACAGGCAAGAGGUAUUAAAGUAGAUGCUUGUAUUCUGUGAUACGAUUUAACGGUACCAAUCUUAAUUCCAUGCACUUCAGGUUUUUGCUGGUCUAUGUACUGUUGUCAAUUAAUUUGUAAAUCUAUCGCUGACGUGAUUACACGGCAAGGCAAACGAUAUCUCUAUUAUUAUAGUUAAGAUACGGUCAAUCUUCUUCCAUCCUUAUAAAGAGUUUUCGCUUUGACUAAUUGUGGUAGGUUCAUUCAGUGGAAAUUUUCUAAAACUAAACCCUCGUAGAAACAACACUUGGACUCUGUUGGGCCAUGUCCGAAUUUCCUUGGGCCUUCUUGUUUAAUACACAAAUUAAACUCUUUUUCUUAUGAAUGGUUGUGCUCCGAGUCUCUUUUUUGAAAAAUAGGCCUAGAGCAACUUGAAAAUGGACUCUGAUUUAUAUUCGCUUUCUUUGUCAUCAGGUCCUUGAUCUGGUGUCCCGCACAAAUGAUACAUUGGGUCCGGUGGAUAUCAUGGUCAACUGCGCUGGGCUGGGCUUUUAUACAACCAUGAAAAACUGUAAUCUUGAUGAGUGGGAAAGAAUGGUUGAUGUCAACUGUAAGGUACUCCUCACUCAGGUCUAUGGUGAUCAUUGUACUUUGCAUCGUCAUGAAUGACGAAAAAACUUUUCUAAUCCUGUUUUGUCCGUAACUUUAUCAGGGUGUUAUGAAUAGUAUUGGCGCUGUGCUGCCGGGCAUGCUGGCAAGAAAGAAAGGCCACAUCAUCAACAUCUCGUCAAAUGCUGGUAGAAAGGUAUCAAUAUCUGUCCUUUUUCUUUUUCUGAAUUUCUGAAUUGUUUUUUAAAUUUCUGUUUCCCUUUUUAGCUUUCCAAUUUCCGGUUUGCUUCUAAGUUUCUGUGUUUUCUGCUCUCUUGUUCCUUGUUUAUCUUUUCUCCUUCCUUCCUGUUUUUCUCUCUCUCCUGUUUUCUGUUUUUUCUUCCCUCUUGUCAACAUAAGUUCUCUUCCUUUCCCACCCUUGUUUACAAAACAAAACGAGAUGCUGUCUCCUCCUUUUGUCUUAAUAUCCAGCAAUUCAGUCUGGCUCUAUGAUUCCCCGCUAAGUUCCUUAAAAACAAAACAAAAGAUCACAGAUAGAAGUUAUUUUGCUCAUAUCUUCCCGCGAUAUAUUAACAUUUUUCAGACUUUCCCUGGAUUGACUGUGUAUUCUGCCACCAAGUAUUUUGUGGAGUCGUUGACUCAGGGUUUGAGACUGGAGAUUGUGGGCAGUGGAGUCAAAGUGACCUCCAUUCAACCUGGUAAUAUAGCGAUUUAUAUAAACUAGAAGUAACCACAGAAAACAAUUUACAGUAUUUGAAAGCGAGGCUGGCCUAGUGAUUUCUGAACAAUUGUGAAGUCAACGUGAGUGUUCGGCAUUUGCGUCGUAGUCUUGUGCCCCCUAUGUAACAGUAGGGUCGAUGGUAAACGCUGAUGCUAAUGUGCACAGUCCUAAUCCUGGGUCCAGUUGUUCGAAAGAUGGAUAACUCCUUUCACUGGAUAAAUCUCUAUCCAGUUGAUAACGCAAUUGGUUUCCCUAAUUCUUAUCCUUUCAAUAUUGAUUCAUCCAUUGGAUAGCGCUAUCCAACGUUUGAACAACCGGGACCAGAUCCAUAAAUCUCUUGAUGUUAUUCUUUCCUAGGUGAUGUCGCAACAGAAUUUGGAAUAGGAAACACCGAUGAGGAGGUUUGUUAUUUUAGUUCCUUAUCGUACAUAUAAAACAACUGAAGGGCCAUAAGAUAUACUUCUAAGUAAAUAGGGAAUCAAUUAAGGUUUCUGGGAAACUGCCCACCUACCGCUUCCCAAGUUUGAUUCUACAAACAGUCCUAAGAAGAUACUUAAAUUGAGUUCUCUUUCGUGAUACUACAAGUUUUUCAUUUUCUGAUAUGUAUUUUUUUCUUGUUGUUGCUGUUUUUUCAGGCACGAGCAAAAUAUGAAGUUAGCGCCGACAUCAAGAGACUCGACCCGAGCGAUGUCGCGAAUGCAGUAAUUUAUGCAGUGACUCAACCUGCUCACUGUGCUGUUAAUGAAAUCUUGAUUGAACCAGUCGAUGCUCCUUGUUGACGCAAAUUUCAUGUCCGCGCACUAUCUUAACAAGCGCGAGAGAACACGUUACCGGAACACGUGCUGUGUGCUGUUAUACUAUGUAAUUCUUGCAGCAUUAAUUUUAGGGCAAAUUUCCUGUCCUUCAUGGGAUUAAUCAUCGGGAAAAUGUUGCAGGAGCGCCGCCGUAAGCUUUCGUUUGUACGGUUGUGCAACAUGUUUCUGCAGUGAAAACAGUAGUUGAGCUUGUUAGCGACAACAGCCGAACGGGAAUUAUUGUUAUUUAUUUCAUAGACAAUAUUAUAUGAAGGCAUGUACUCGCCACGUUUUACUGUGUUUGCGGACGUUGUGAUUCUGUCCCUGUUACAUGUCUCUUCGCUUCAGGCCCCUUUGCAUGCCCUGGCGUGUACGUCCCUGCAACUUGGUUCCUUGUGUUUUAAUUUUUAAUAAGUUUUUUAAUCAUUUUUUUACAUUCAACAACGUGCAAAAGAAAAAGAGUUAAUAAAUAUGCAUAAAAAUGCACAUCGCAAAAAUUUACAGAUUGCAUGUUAAAAUUUAUUACGUGGAGGCAUCCGUUAAUGUUCGUACAGCCAGGUUAGUAAAACCACCCCUAUUUUACUCUUUGAAAUAGUAGUCUUUUCUUAAGUCCUUACGGCGACUACGGUAGUUCUGCCGGAGCUGUUGGUGCAAAGUGGAACAUUAUUUUACCUUUUACUCAUGUCUAUAAUAAGGACACCUCUAAUGCGAACACAUGUAACUCAUGAUUUUUCUUGAGCUACAGUUACAUCUUUAGACAAAGGCAUAUCUGUGCAUUAGACAGGUUCCUUAUUGUAGUGGUGGGGAUUGUUUAGGUUAGAUAUUUUUUGGCCUGAAAACGCGAAACGCCCGCAGUUUCUCAGGCUAGAUAUCUAUAAGUCCAAGUUAGGAGGCGUUAAGAAAGGUUGUCCGACUGACUUUUCAGUUUAGAAAUAAAGGUUAGAUAGUUUAGAUUAUUUCAGAAUGCAAACGUGACGUUAAAAGAAUACUUCAAUAAAUUUUAUAAACGCGGUUCGUAGAAGAUUCUUAAUGGUAUACCACAUGUGACCACUUCUAAUUCCAGCAAAACAUUUUUUUUUUAUAUCUUGUAAUUUUUAGUGGAUUCUUUGUAGAGUUCAUUUAAUAGUCAUAAUAUAUACCGUAUUUAUUCGAAUAAGCGCCCAACCUCGAAUUAGCGCCCACCUCGAAUAAGCGCCCGUCCUAAAGGCAGAAAAAGUUAAUAAGCGCCCAGCCUCGAAUAAGCGCCCACCCCUCCCCAUCCCAAUCAAACUCAAAUAAGGGUGAAUAAAUUCUAAUAAGAGACUUCCCUGAGGACGGAGUUUUCUUCAGAGUAUUUUACAGAAACCUUGCUUUGUUACUUCUUCGCGUUUUGUUAUUAGCAUUUAUUGUUUUCUUGCAAAAUCAACAUACUAGACUUGCUGAAAAUGGUGAAAAUUUAAUAAGCGCCCAGCCUCGAAUAAGCGCCCACCUCGAAUAAGCGCCCACUCUCAAGGUACAAAAAUUUAAUAAGCGCCCAGGGCGGUUAAUCGAAUAAAUACGGUAAUU